AACAGCCUUUGUCGUCCGCUUGCCACAGCGUUUUCAUCAAAUCAGCCUCAAGAGAACACCGACAAGGAAAUGGCUGCUGCACAGGCAUUGAAAUCUAGUACCCAGGCCUUGUACCGAUACGUGGGAGGAGUGUACCUCAACAUCGGCUAUCUCGAGCAAAGCGUGCUCUCCGCGUUAUCCUACGAGCCGUUGGAUGGCGACCUCUUCAUCGCGAGUUACCCGAAGUGUGGAACAACAUGGACGCAGCUCAUCGUACUCAGCAUUCUGGACGAAAGACCUGCCCCGACAAGCUUCACGGAAUCCACGAGCAGAAGUCCACACUUGGAAUUUACGGGGGCGGAAGGCGCGCGUGCCAUGCCUCGGCCAGGGGCCAUCAAGACCCACUUGCCGUUCCACAGGGUCCCUUACUCGGCUAAGGCCAAGUACAUCUACGUAACCCGUAACCCGUAUGACUGCUGCGUGUCAUGCUAUUACCACACGAAGACCUUCCUUUCGAUAAUAUUCGACGGUACGUUCGACGAGUUCUUCGAAAUUUUCGUCGAUGGAAAAGUGGACUAUGGUGACUACUUUGCCCACCUUCUGUCCUGGUACAAACGUCGCAGUGACAGUAACGUGCUGUUCUUGACGUACGAAGACCUCAAGAGGGACCUCCGUGGCUCGGUUCUGAAGAUUGCCGACUUCAUCGACAAGCAGCAAUAUGGCGACAAGUUGAGGAAGCAACCGGAAUUAUUAAGUAAAGUCCUCGACUCCGUUAGCCUCGACGCGAUGAAGAAAGUCAAUACCCAAUUUGAAGAGUGGUGUACAAAAAUGGCAAACGUGCCCUUGGAAGCCUUGCCCGAGGAAAUGAGAUCGAGAAUGGAAAUCGUGAAAGAAUUUUUGCCGAAGCCGGGCACGACAGAUUUUGUGAGGAAAGGCAUUGUGGGAGACUGGAAAAAUCACUUUUCGUCCGAGCAGAUCACGAAGAUGAAAGAUGUGAUUGCUGUGAAGACAGCUGGUAGCGACGUCAUGGAUCUAUGGAAGGACACGGAUAUACCACGUUGAGGACAGAGUUUUUUUUUUUCAUUGUCUUUUCUUGAUUUUCUGGUUCGGGAUUUGACAUCAUGACGAUCACUGGUUGUUGGUCUUUGGUGUAAGUUAAUCUAAUAAAU
Molecule: messenger RNA, 1148 nt
Organism: Rhipicephalus microplus (southern cattle tick)
Lineage: Eukaryota; Metazoa; Arthropoda; Arachnida; Ixodida; Ixodidae
Product: sulfotransferase ssu-1
Molecular function (GO): sulfotransferase activity
Source: RefSeq, a predicted model, not a curated record